UUUACUAAUUGCUUUUAUUAUUAAAAUACGACAAAUAAAAUCAAUUUAAAAACAAUAUGGAAAAGCUGGAAGCCUUAAAAAUUUCCUCCAUGAGACCACGCACCAAUAUAUUAGAUAGACCUUUGUCCAAGGGUAAAUCUGAGGUGUCUCAAAGCAUAGUGGCUCUGCUGUUUAGUGAAAUAGUGCAAUACAGUCAAAGCAAAGUGCAUACCGUGCCAGAAUUGCAAAAUAGACUCCAUGAAAUGGGCCAAGAUGUGGGAGCACGUAUUAUUGAUUUGUACUUCAUGCGAGAACGUAGCUCAAAAAGAGAAACAAAAUUGACACAAAUGUUGCUGUUUGUUAAAACCACCGUCUGGAAGAAUUUGUUUGGCAAAGAAGCGGAAAAAUUGGAAAAAGUAGAUGAUGAACGUACCUAUUAUAUUAUAGAAAAGCAGCCUUUGGUCAAUACCUUCAUAAGUGUGCCCAAAGAUAAGGGCACCUUAAAUUGUGCCAACUUCACUGCGGGCAUAGUAGAGGCAGUUUUGACACAUUGUGGUUUUCCUUGCAAAGUAACUGCUCAUUGGCACAACGGCACCACUUAUAUGGUAAAAUUUGAAGACUUUGUUAUUGCCCGCGACAAGCAAUUGGAAGACAAAUAAAACUCUAGUACUGUUAUUUACUAUAGAUAUUAAAACAUAAUUAAACUAUA
This is a messenger RNA of Calliphora vicina (urban bluebottle blowfly), 688 nucleotides long. It is a transcript of the gene Trs31, whose product is annotated as trafficking protein particle complex subunit 31. Gene Ontology annotation, cellular component: TRAPPI protein complex; TRAPPII protein complex; TRAPPIII protein complex. Gene Ontology annotation, biological process: endoplasmic reticulum to Golgi vesicle-mediated transport. Bases 57 to 638 code for a protein of 193 amino acids. The record is from RefSeq and is a predicted model, not a curated record. Lineage: Eukaryota; Metazoa; Arthropoda; Insecta; Diptera; Calliphoridae. The transcript has 3 exons.